Urocitellus parryii (Arctic ground squirrel) is the source of this 1376-nucleotide messenger RNA. It is a transcript of the gene Ubfd1, whose product is annotated as ubiquitin family domain containing 1. Lineage: Eukaryota; Metazoa; Chordata; Mammalia; Rodentia; Sciuridae. Gene Ontology annotation, molecular function: RNA binding; cadherin binding. The record is from RefSeq and is a predicted model, not a curated record.
AGCGUGGCAGGGGCUGGACCAGGGAAGCGGAGGAGGCGGGUCUCCAUAGAAACCUCCACCUGUUUCCGGCCAGGCCGAGMGAGAUUAGGGGCUGCUGCGGGGGCCAAUCUCAGCCAGCUCGCUUCUUCCCAGCGGCCUCUGCGGGAGCGGUGGGUGUUGUACACAAUCAUCAUGGCGGCGGCCGGAGCCCCGGAUGGCAUGGAGGAGCCUGGCAUGGACACGGAGGCCGAGACCGUGGCCACCGAGGCGCCCGCGCKGCCCCUCAACUGCAUGGAGGCCGAGGCCGCGGCGGGGGCGGCGGCGGCCGAGGAUUCCUGCGACGCGCGAGGCAGUCUGCAGCCGGCCCCGGCCCAGCCCCCUGGGGACCCCGUGGCGCAGGCCUCGGUCAGCAACGGCGAGGACGCGGGUGGCGGCGCGGGCAGGGAGCUGGUGGACCUGAAGAUCAUCUGGAACAAGACCAAGCACGACSUGAGGGUGCCUCUGGACAGCACGGGCUCCGAGCUGAAGCAGAAGAUCCACUCGAUCACAGGUCUCCCGCCUGCCAUGCAGAAGGUCAUGUAUAAGGGACUUGUCCCUGAAGAUAAGACGUUGAGAGAAAUAAAAGUGACCAGUGGAGCCAAGAUCAUGGUGGUUGGCUCUACGAUAAAUGAUGUCUUAGCAGUAAACACACCCAAAGAUGCCGCACAGCAGGACGCCAAGGCCGAAGAGAACAAGAAGGAGCCUCUCUGUAGGCAGAAACAACACAGGAAAGUGCUGGAUAAAGGGAAACCUGAAGACGUCAUGCCGUCUGUCAAGGGGGCCCAGGAGCGCCUGCCAACGGUACCCUUGUCCGGCAUGUAUAACAAGUCUGGAGGAAAAGUGAGACUCACCUUUAAGCUCGAACAAGACCAGCUGUGGAUUGGCACUAAAGAGCGAACUGAGAAACUGCCCAUGGGCUCCAUUAAAAAUGUGGUCAGUGAACCUAUUGAAGGACACGAGGACUACCACAUGAUGGCGUUUCAGUUGGGCCCCACRGAAGCCUCUUACUACUGGGUGUACUGGGUUCCAACUCAAUAUGUGGAUGCAAUCAAAGACACUGUGCUGGGCAAAUGGCAGUAUUUUUGAAAGCACUUUCACCUCUGGCCCAGGAGACUGACCCAAAGUGAAGGACAUUGCCGGAGAGGCCUGCAGCAGCCCUGGAUUUCAGAGUUCUGGAACUUUGUUCACACACACAAAUCUCGAUUCAAUCGGAGGUGAUGUGGUGACUGAAGCCAGAGGUGAUGUACUUUCACCAUUAGCUUAAUUUUAACUUAAAAUCACCGAAUCCCUUUCUUGCAGUCAGCUUCAUACCAUUUUUAAAGUCAGUAUGGUGGAAAUCAAUAAAUCUGAAUUCCGAA